AUGUCUGUGACAAGUAAGAAUAAUGAUCAAACGAUUGAGGAUACAGCGCAAAGUUGUCUGAUGCUGUUAUCAAGAGUUGGAGAAUGUAGCGGAGAAGAAGAUAAGAGACGCGUUUUCAGAUGCAAGACGUGUAUGAAGGAGUUCUCAUCGUACCAGGCUUUGGGAGGCCACCGUGCAAAGCACAAGAAGCCCAUAAACGAGACCGAUGAUCAGUCAUCUUCACUCUCUAAGAAGCCUAAAACAACGACACAUUCUUGUCCGCUAUGUGGCCUCAAGUUUCCUAUAGGGCAAGCUCUUGGGGGUCACAUGACGAAGCAUAGGAACCAAAACGACUCCAGUACGUUGGUUACACGUUCUCUGUUUCCAGAUGAGCCUACAGUGACGAUCGACUCUGAAGAAAUCGAGUAG
Camelina sativa (false flax) is the source of this 408-nucleotide messenger RNA. The record is from RefSeq and is a predicted model, not a curated record. NCBI's taxonomy places the organism in Eukaryota, Viridiplantae, Streptophyta, Magnoliopsida, Brassicales, Brassicaceae.